AUGUACAACUGUGCAAAAGGUCAUCCAAGGCUUGUCCAAACAGAGGAAGGUGAAGGUCCAAAAUUAAGAGUUAAGGGAUUUACAGUUACGUUCAUCCUGGUGUCAGAGAAUAUAAUGUAUUCUUAUGAUUUUGAACAUGAUAAUACAGGUGGAUUAGAAGUAUUUGAAUGUUUGAAGGAUCGAGACGAAGCAACAUUCACGAGGAAUAAUAAGUAUUCGUCACAAUCUGAUUUGCACUAA
Molecule: messenger RNA, 240 nt
Organism: Funneliformis mosseae
Lineage: Eukaryota; Fungi; Glomeromycota; Glomeromycetes; Glomerales; Glomeraceae
Source: the annotation of a GenBank genome assembly